GAUCUCUAAAGUUCAGACACGGAACGAAGAGUGUAGUUUACCUAAUGGCUUGUGUCCAUUAAAGCAAUAAUGGCACCGAAACAAAUGAUUAUUGGGAAUUUGUGUUUGUGUAAGCAAGUUGGCAUCCGAAAAAAUGGCUAAAGCCAGCGGCGCUAAGAAAAGUUAUUCCUCGUGGAUAUCAAACAAAAACAAAGUUCAUGUGGCGAAAACACCCGUGACGACCAAAGCAGUAACCUUACAAGAUUCGUUGAGACCAAUUUUGAUAAUCGGGCAAGCAUUCGGCUUAUUUCCAGUUAUCGGAUUGUACAGCAAGCACGAAGCUAACUUGAGGUUUUACUGGAUUUCCUGGAAGUGCCUUUAUUCAAUAAUACUAUUGAGCGGACAAAUAUGGAUGUGCAUAAUGUGUUUUAAUAAAAUGUUUCGCUUGGAAACUACAUUGCAGACUACAUCGCCAGCUAUCUUUUAUGGAACUACGUGUAUAUAUAUAGCUCUGUUUCUACAAGUAUCUUUAAAAUGGCCUAAAUUAGUCAAGCACGCAAUUCAAACAGAAGAUCUAGAUCCCAAUUUUGAUACAAGUUUAACAUUAAAAUGUUACAUGACUUGCGCCGUUGUUCUUCUCCUAGCCAUAUUAGAACAUAUUCUUUCUCUGCUGUAUGCAUUGAGUGAAGCCAUAGCGUGUUAUUCACAUACACAUACUAGUACGUACGAAGGAUUUGUGAGAGUAAAUUAUCCUUGGGUAUACAAGUUUAUGCCAUAUUCCAUUCCACUGGGCAUGAUAACGCAGGUAAGUUAUCAAAAUGAUAGACGGACACAAAUCAUUUCCAUAUUUAAUGGUAAGCUGCAAAUUCAUGAGUUUAACGUACCUGAUCUUUUUCAGUUACUGCAUUUCCAAGCAACGUUUAUUUGGAACUUCUCUGAUCUAUUUGUAAUUUGUACGAGUUAUUACCUAACUUCACGCCUGGAUAAUGUCAAUGGAAAGUUACUAAUAGCACAAGGCAAGUACUUGCCGGCAUCAUUCUGGCGAAGCGCGCGCGAGGAGUAUAGCCGCGUGACGCAGCUUGUACGGAAAGUUGACGAUGUCAUUAGUGGAAUAGUCUUCAUAUCUUUCGCAAACAACCUAUUCUUCGUGUGUUUACAACUGUUCAAUACAUUAGAAAACGGAAUAAAAGAUACUGGAGCCUGCCAUGCUAGUCGUCUCAAAGGGACGACCCUAUUUGCCGGUUACGAGGGUCCCGCGUAUUUCAUCUUCUCUCUCGUGUACCUCAUCAGUCGGUCUGUGGCGGUUUCACUGAUCGCAUCGCAAGUAAACAGCGCAUCUUUGCUGCCUGCUCGAGUUUUAUAUGAUGUCCCGUCACCGGUGUACUGCAUCGAGGUUCAAAGAUUCAUUGAUCAAGUUAAUGGAGACAAUGUGGCAUUAAGCGGACUGCAGUUCUUUACUGUCACUCGCGAGUUGCUAUUAACGGUUGCUGGAACAAUAGUCACAUAUGAGCUAGUAAUGUUGCAGCUUACACCUUCAGCUCAAGUACCUACGGCUAAUGGGACUAUGACAUAGAAAAUAUGUGCAGACUAAUAUUUUUUAUUUAAAUAUUAACUACCCACCUACCA
Messenger RNA from Cydia strobilella, 1605 nucleotides. Its product is annotated as gustatory receptor for sugar taste 64f-like. Gene Ontology annotation, cellular component: membrane. Lineage: Eukaryota; Metazoa; Arthropoda; Insecta; Lepidoptera; Tortricidae. The coding region runs from base 134 to 1552 and encodes 472 amino acids. The transcript is spliced from 10 exons. Gene Ontology annotation, molecular function: taste receptor activity. Gene Ontology annotation, biological process: sensory perception of chemical stimulus; detection of chemical stimulus involved in sensory perception of taste. The record is from RefSeq and is a predicted model, not a curated record.